Aspergillus steynii IBT 23096 is the source of this 4127-nucleotide messenger RNA. Its product is annotated as HECT domain protein. Gene Ontology annotation, molecular function: ubiquitin-protein transferase activity. The transcript has 2 exons. Lineage: Eukaryota; Fungi; Ascomycota; Eurotiomycetes; Eurotiales; Aspergillaceae. The coding region runs from base 115 to 4074 and encodes 1319 amino acids. The record is from RefSeq and is a predicted model, not a curated record.
CCACACACCACUUCACUUCUGUUUCAUUCUUCAGUUCGAGAAUCUGGUCAGGGCAUAAAUCUCCCAGAUCAUUCAUCCUGGCUGGGGGCAAGGAAUGCUCCCCAGUCCGCGAAAAUGACCAGGCUCCGCGGAGCUUCCGUGAGCUCGUAUGAAACCUCCCGUGGGGGCAGCGACAGGCCUCAAUUACAUCGCUCUAAAUUGCCCCCGAAUGCCCCGGAUAUCAUCGCCCAGAAUACAGUGGAUGUCUCGGAUCCUGCGCAGGUUCUUCUCUGGUACAAGGAUGAGCGACGACGCCAUUUUAAUCUCUUGGUUCGCAGGUACAAGAACCAGCUCCUUUACGGGUGUCAGGAUCCUGGGUGUCAGACUGCGACCUGCGCGAGCUAUCGCAGGCGGGCGACAGAAGGACCGUUCCGUCGUUACACCGAACUGAGUGCUCGCACGCUCGCCUGCUAUCUGGCGAGUUUGGAUAACGCAGAGAGCGGUCUCUGUCGCAAUAACCCUCGGGUCCCAUCGGAACUCUCAUCGCAGGAUUCCCAACGCCGAUCGAAACGUCGUACUCGCGCGCUUCCUACGAACGAUACGAACCGAGACCGUAGCGGGUCAUCAGCAGCGGAUCACAAUAUACUGAAUGGGGGUUCAUCACAAACGCCAUCAGUUCGGCAUUCGGAUUCGCCGGGCGCGAAGGAUAGUACUUCGCGAACUUCUUUCUGGGUUGUGCCACAGAAACAUAACGGAUACCUGCCACUUGAUGAAAACGGGACGAUCCACCAGAUGAAGGACCCGAAAUCCUUCACGCAAAACCUUUUCGACACGUUGUCAUUGAGGAUGAUCGAGUGGCUGCCUCUGCGACGCUCCCCGAGCAGUAUUUGUCCCGAACAAGAACAGACAGGCGCGCGGACUGCUUCGCGAUCGCCCAAACUGGAAAGCCGCCGCGCCCAGAUUCAAUCGGACGAGAAGCAACCCAAAGGCCGAGAUCGUCUGGCCCACUAUCACGCAUCUACCGGAGGGAAUCCUCACACCCCUUCGUCUCGGGCUACGGGAAAUCAAACAACUGCGGUGGAAGUGAGAAUGGCAAACCAACAGUUUAAGCGGCGUUCGCUAACCGAGAUGGACCAGUGGCGCCAAAGCCCGCGAUCGAGCCUAGAGGAUAAGACUCAUACUGAACUCAAACCGGCUCGCAAGCUCUCAUUUAACACGCAUCCAUCUACUGAAGAGUCCGUCAACAUUCCCUCCCCGCCAGCGCUGAAACAUCGCCCACAAAAACAUCGAGGUCGUACUGGAGACACGCCUGGCGGCUCUUUGCUGGAACAGCGGAAAAAGGAAAGACGGGUCUCUUGGGACGGUGCGAAACUAUUGAACGACGUCCAAAUUUACGACGCGCAGAAACCUGCUGCAGCUACAACGCAGCAACAGCAUGUGUUGGAAGAGGCCCAGUCUCCGAGUGAGCACAAACCACGGCGCAAAGGGGUUCAUUCAAGACGAGAGUUCUCAACGAUUCAAUCGGUCACGCAUCUCACAAGCGAGAUUAUCGACGGACUGAGGCAAUUGAUGGUGCUCUCUGAGGACGAUGCUGAGAGAUGGAAAGACCAAUUAGCCUACAUAGAGUCUACUGGUACCUUGGAAGAUUCUGAAUGGCGCUUUGCAACGCCUCGCCAGCGUCAAGUGUUUGCAUUUGUCGCUCAAAGCAUCUUUUAUGCUCUGGGUAGCACCAAACCCAUCCUGCAAUCAUUUCGCCAACCUGCGGCUGGUCCGACAGAGGUGGCGGAGCAGGACACCGUGCACCCCAGAAUUAACAUGCAACAGCUUCAGCCGUCGCUGCGCAAGCUAUUUUCGAUCUGCCCAAAAGACCUUAUCUUCCAUAGUCUUUGGGCCGGCCUCGAAACCCUGUUCAUUCCACCGAGGGAACUAUCAACCCCCAGCAAGCCAUCGCGACGGUCGUCAUACAAUUCCACAUCGGGAGCACCUUUUUCUGCACCGAUAAUCUCCCGACAGACUUCCGAUUCACUGCGGAGCGAGCCCAUUAGCGAUUCUAAUGCCGCAGACAUCGCUACCGUCGCCCUGUUUGCUUUGGCUAGUUCCCUCCCCGAAGUGGAUGCGCCGACAUGGCGCGGCCUGCUUCAGAUGCGUGCAACUGGCGCCGUAGCUUCCAGUUCCGACAUGCAGAAGCUCCCUUUGCACAAUACGCGAUUGAUCAUAGGUGUCACCGAUGUUCUCGAGCACGAGCUGGCACUUCGGCUCCUGGACCGCCUGGUGCGCGCUCUCACGGCACGGCUGGCAUUUCACGAAAUAUCAAAGGCCCGCCAGCUGUACACCCACGAUUCCCCGAAACAGCACAAGAGCAGCGUCUUGGACCACCUCAUCAAUAAUCUCAGCGAAAACCACGAACUUGUCACCGCCAAUCUCAACGACUCCGAUCAACCACAAGCCCCUAACCCUCCCGCCGUUAUUGCCGAGUGGCUCCGCACGCUUUUGCUGAAAGAAUGGGAUGGAAAUCCCGAGAUGCCCAAGAGCAGUACCGUGGGCGGCACUAUACAGAUUCUUUCCAUGAUGUACAAAGAGCGGGCUCGUCUGGGACUUGUUCCGGAAGACUUUCACACUCCCUUUCUCUCGGAGAGGUUGGAACCCUUGGAACUGCCCGUCGAAUGGAUGGGGCGGGUACCCAACAACAAGACGAUGCAUCUUCUUUCCUAUCCUUUUCUCUUCCCUCCCUCGGCCCUUGUUAUAUACUUCCGCGCCUUGAACUAUGCCGCCAUGUCGAAACACUAUGAAGCCGCGACAACCAUCACCAGACACGUAACGCAGACAGCGUUUGGUGCUAUCCAGAUCCAAGAAGACGUGCCCCUGCUCUCUCGCCUGAAGACGUCUAUGACCACGUAUCUCGUUAUGGUGGUCCGACGUGACAGCCUUCUGACCGAUGCUCUCAAUCAGCUUUGGCGGCGAGAACGGCGAGAGCUGAUGCGUCCGCUGAAAGUGCAGAUCGGACUGGAAGAGGGCGAAGAGGGACUGGACCAUGGAGGCGUACAGCAGGAAUUUUUCCGGUUGGUGAUGGCCGAGGUGAUGGACCCCUGCUACGGCAUGUUCACCACAGACGGUCGGACUCGGGUCUCCUGGUUCCAGCCCUGCUCAUUGGAACCCCUCUACAAAUUUGAGUUGCUCGGAUUGUUGGUGUCGAUCGCGGUAUACAACGGCCUCACUUUGCCCGUGAAUUUCCCGACCGCGUUUUACCGCAAGCUAUUGGGACUCAAGGUGAAGCACCUCGAGCAUAUCCAGGACGGCUGGCCCGAGCUCACCAAGGGCCUCGAAGGCCUUCUGGACUGGAACGACGGCGACGUGGGAGAUAUCUUCAUGCGCACCUACGAGUUCAGCUUCGAGGCCUUCGGAAGCAUUGAGUCCGUUGACAUGCAGAAAGUGGGCAAGGACGCACCUUGGCCUCUGCCAUCAGCAUUGCUCCGGGCCGGAAGCGGAACCAAUCGUUCCUUUCCACCUCCAUGGUCAGACGUUCGACGUUUCACCGACCACAUGAAUCUGAGUCCUCCCUCGUCGAUGGCUGCCGAGGCCACCGACUCGCAUGCGGAUCUCGCGAAGUCGGUGGACGGCUCGGUGCCGGUUCAGUCGCCAACGCCCCCGGCCGAAGAGGCGCCACUGGUCACCAACGCGAACCGAGCGCAGUUCGUCAAGGACUACAUCUUCUGGCUGACGGACAAGUCGAUUCGACCGCAAUACGAGGCCUUUGCCCAGGGGUUCUACACCUGUCUCGACCGAGCCUCCCUCUCCAUCUUCACCCCCGAGGCCCUGAAAACGGUGGUGGAAGGGUACCAGGAAAUUGACGUCAGCGAGCUCGAAGAACAUGCGCGCUACGAAGGAGGGUUUGGGCCGCAUCACCGGAUGAUCCGGGAUUUCUGGAGCGUUGUACGAGGAUACUCGGCGGCGCAGAAGGCCCAGCUUUUGGAAUUUGUGACGGCGAGUGACCGAGUGCCGGUCAACGGGAUUCCUAGCAUCAUGUUUGUGAUCCAGAAAAACGGCGUGGGAGAUGCUGUAAGUAGCCCGAUCGCAUUGUCGACCUUCAAGAACUAACUCCUUCUCCAGCGUCUUCCAACCAGUUUGACCUGUUUCGGCCGGCUUCUUUU